GCGCAGUCUGGCGUCGUCGGUCGACGGAUGUUCACUUAGGGUGUGUUUGCUCGUGACUUUCUUUCAUUUAUUCGUACUCGCAGCUGUUUAAAUCGCGAUAUCGUUCGUUUGCCUUCGUAUCGUUCAGAACGGUCGCCCUUUCAGUGUUUUAGCGAAGUUCGUAGCAGUAAUACAACGAUAGCAAGACAAAGACUGGUUAUGCCGGUCGAAGAGUUUUUGUGACUCGUACCGUGAAGAUCUUCGUACGGGGAUUGCUAGUUUGAUACGAGACAGUGAUAAGAUGAAAGGCAAACCCCUUGGUUCCAAUCGAACGUAGCCCACAUGGAUGGAGCAAACCGGAAGGACUAAGAGUCCAUCCCGAAACACGUCGACCCCUUGGCCCCCGACUCGCUUUCUCAUCGAAUUGUGUUCGUCGCCUGAGGAUUGGAUUGAUUUUAUCGUAGCCAAACCGAAGAGGAAAUCACGGAUAAUCGGUGACGGGGACGAGGAUGGCCAGAAGCAGCGGCAUUACAAACAUAUACCGGCGAUGCACCGAUUGCACCGUCGUCGUUCAUCGCGAUGCCGUUGUCGCAGCUUGUAGUACGUCCGCUCACGAGUCACGAUCGAUCGGAAUCGGGUACGGUAGAAACGGCCACGACACUGCUACCUCUGACUACAUCGACUACUCUGCUAAUUUCGAUCAGGGAGAGGGUACGGCCGAUUAGAGUCGCCCUUUUCGAUACAACUGUCCAGCAACACGUGAUUCACAAAUUAGAAAGACAAGUACAUCUCGCAGAAUGGACAUGUGCGGGGUCUACUUGUCUCAGCUGCGGGCGAUGCUCGUGAGGAAUAUCCUGUUGAAGAAGCGCGAGAAGCGGAAGACUACGGCGGAGAUUUUCCUCCCCCUUUGCACCCUAGGUGUAUUAAUAGUGGUAAAAGUUUUACCACCGAAUCCAAACUAUCCCGCAAUGACGACGCAGAGGCAGGAGGGUGGUAUAUUCGAGACGUUCAAUGGCUACAGGAACAACACAAUAGCCGUUGUUCCAAACUCAACAGAAACUUUGACUUUUUUAAAUUCGAUGAAUGCCCUGUGGGCAUCAAUGUGGGAUUAUCCUGGCAAACUUCCCUUAAAUUUCAUGGUGUUCGAUACAAAGGAUGAUCUGCAAGCAGCGUAUUGGAGAGACCCAUAUAGCGUACCUUUAGCAGUAAUCUUCGAGGAUUCUCAACCCAUAUCUCAGCGUCUCUCGUACGAGAUAAGAACUAAUCCAUCAUAUACGAAUCCACCUUCGCCAACUGAAUUGUAUUCCGCCCCAGUUACUUGCCGAAAGGAUACGAGCCAUUGGCUGGGAGGUGUAUUGUCGAUGGAAACUGGUGGAUCAUGUCCUGCGAAUAACUAUUUGCACUCAGGUUUCCUAGCAUUACAAAUGAUAAUGGAUAUCACAAAGAUAAGACUAGACACAGGGAAUACAGAUGUAACUGUACCGGAUGUUAAGCUAGAAAUGUUCCCUAAAGAAGCUUUCACCGCAAACUGGAUGCUGGCCUUGAGAGUUGUUAUACCUCUUUUUAUGGUCCUCUCUCUUUCACAAUUCGUCACUUAUCUUCUGAUCCUAAUAGUCGGCGAAAAGGAGAAAAAGAUCAAGGAAGGAAUGAAGAUAAUGGGCCUAAAGGAUUCGAUAUUCUGGUUAUCAUGGUUCAUUAUCUACAGCGUUUUUGUCUUAUUACUCUCUGCCGUCGCAGUAAUACUACUUUUCACACUACAAAUGUUUCAACACACACACUUUUUACCGAUAUUCCUUUUAGUAGUGCUCUACAGCUUCUCCAUAAUCAUGUUCGCUUUUAUGAUAACACCUUUCUUCGACACGUCACGAACUGCCGGUGUACUAGGCAAUUUUGCAGUCACGAUAAUGAGCUUGAUGUAUUUUAUUCAAGUCUUUGUGAAUGACUCUAGUUCAGUUCCGUUUUGGUUAGUCUCUCUUCUUAGUCCAACAGGCGUUGCUUUGGCUAUGGAUAAGGCUCUUGUAUUAGAUCUACAAGGAGAAGGAGUUAACUUUGACAAUCUUUGGUCAGGUCCUGGUAUACCAUUUGGGGGAAGUCUUAUUAUGAUGACUUUAGACAUAAUUCUCUAUGCUUGCUUAGCUUAUUAUUUUGACUGCGUCAUUCCAAGUGAAUACGGGACGAAGAGAACUCCUUGGUUUUGCUUCACGCCUGAGUUUUGGUGUCAAAGAAAAGCUCCACGGACGUAUUUGCAGGUACCAUCGUCGAAUGGUGAAUCAAAUUCUUUUAUUCCUGGUGAAGAGACUAAUCGUGAUGUUGAACCUGUGGUGCGCGAGAUGAAGGGUCGUGAAGCGAUUAGAAUAGUUGAUCUUUACAAGUCCUACCAAAAAUGUCGUAAGCCAGAAAUUAAAGCCGUAAAUGGCAUCAAUUUAACGAUUUACGAGGGACAAAUCACGGCGAUACUUGGACACAACGGAGCUGGAAAAACAAGUCUCUUCAAUAUUUUAACUGGCCUGACCGCACCUACUGCUGGCACUGCCUUGAUAUUUGGUUAUGACGUUCGAGAUUCCAAUGAUAUGCAGAUGAUUAGAAGCAUGACUGGCGUUUGUCCACAACAUGAUAUCCUUUUUGAUCUUCUCACACCUCGCGAACACCUUGAAUUUUUCGCUGCUGUACGUGGCAUCCCAAAAUCGAUGAUAGAACAUGAGGUGAAAAAAACUUUAAAAGACAUCGAUUUAACUGAGAAAGCAAAUACUUUUGCGAAAUACUUGAGUGGAGGACAAAAAAGGAAAUUGUCUGUAGGUAUUGCCAUUAUCGGUGAUCCGAAGAUUAUUAUCCUCGAUGAACCUACAGCUGGGGUUGAUCCCUACUCCAGGAGACAGAUGUGGUCUUUCUUACAAUCUAGACGUCAUGGAAAAGUGAUUCUAUUGACUACUCAUUUUAUGGAUGAGGCGGAUAUAUUAGCAGAUAGGAAAGCAGUUAUUAGUAAAGGAAAGCUGAGAUGCUGUGGCAGUUCUUUAUUCUUAAAAAAUAAAUUUGGUAUUGGAUAUCACUUAACGUUAGUACUUGAAGGAAAUGCAAGAGAACACGCUAUUACCAGAUUAGUAACAUGUCAUGUCUCAAAAGCAGAAAAAGCUAGACGUCAUGGACGUGAACUGAGCUUUAUUUUACCUCAUAAUUCAGUAGAAAACUUCGCACCACUUUUCUCAGCUAUAGAGCACGAAAUUAAAACCCGAUCGAGUAGAUUAGGUAUUAGCAGCUAUGGAGUAUCAAUGACUACUUUAGAAGAAGUAUUUCUGCAUUUAGAAAAGGAUGAAGGCCCUGAAUACACAAUGGAUAAUUUAUCAAAAAAGAUGGUGCGCAAUCGUGCAUUAAGCAGAUCUUUAUCGUUGCAAUCUAAGAGUACUUCUUAUCAGAGUUUGCAGAACGAAGGUGUCACUGUUCAGAAUGAUGGUCAAGCAAAAGAGGCAGGAGAUUUGCCUGAUGGCGUCCAUAGUGAUAGAAAUCCUCCUGUUCUUGGCCUUGGACUAGACCCCAUAAAAGUUCGGCCUAAUUUCCUUCAAACCUUGUACGCUAUGCUUCGCCUAAGGAUACUUAGACUCUUCAGGAACAUUCAGUUAUUGUACUUCACUAUCUUCGCGCCUCUUCUUCUAGUAGUCGUUGGCCUCCAUUUAAAUAGCAUUGAAACAGUUGAAAUCAAAAUGCAAUCUCUUACAUUGAAUACUGAUACUUAUGGAAAUGAGACUAAACUUUUGUACGCGAAUAAUACCGACCAUGAUAUCACAAAUUUAAUCGAUGGAAUAAAUCAAGAUGUGAAGUACAUUGAAGAGUAUUACGGGAAUUUUGCAAAUUUGUUAAAAAUCGCACCACAUAUGUCUGCUUUCAAUAUCAAUGAAUAUAGUCUGUCCAGAAUUAAUUUGACUGUCGCAUAUAAUGAUACCAUGCAACAUUCCCUACCAAUUUUAAUAAACUUGUUAUCAAACACUUAUUACAGAUUACUCUCAAAUGAAAACAAUUUAAAACCGAUUGAAGUUAAGACACAUCCUUUCCAACAAACUUCUCAGCCACAGGGAUUCAAUAUUGGCACAGCGAGUACCGCACUGUUUAUUGGAAUGAAUUUUGUAUUGUUGCCAAUAACUUUAGUUGUGGACGUGGUCUAUGAUCGUGAAAUAAAAGCGAAGAAUCAGCUUCGUGUGAAUGGUCUGUCAUUUUCGAUGUACUUUCUGACGUACUUUAUUGUACUUGUCGGCCUGAUGUCUUUCAUCUGUUUAUGUAUUCUUGGCAUCAUAUUUCUCUUUGACGUGCCUUCGCUUCAAGAAGUACCAGCACUCAUCACCCUAGCCGGUCUUUUCAUGCUUUAUUGCCCAUCAUCCAUUCUAUUCUCUACGUGUUUGAGUUACAUCUUUGACAAGAUGGAUUCCGCUCAAAGCAUUUUGCCCAAUAUUGCAACUUUCAUUGGACUUAUACCGUUUAUACUAGUCACGAUUCUUGACAUGCUGGGUCUUAGUGGAACAGCAGCGUUUGUUUUACACGUAAUUUUUUCUCUACUGAACACAUUAUACGUACCAUAUGCUGCAGUGUAUUACGUAGAAAGAGUACAUCUAAUGUGCUCUAUCAACGCUGCUUGCCAUCAUCUGACUAUGUCUGAUUAUUUAACCACGGAGAUCAUUCUAAUGGCCUUUGGCGUGCUCCUGCAUUGUCCGGUGUGGUUCUUCGUGCUUUUACUGUUGGACAUUAAAAAGAGUGGUGGCAAUGUUAGUGAUGUAUUGAAGUAUUUCCUGCGCAAUGGCGGUUCGAUUGGUGAAGAAAUAAUGGAGAACUCUGACAUUGGAGAACAUGAAGAUGCAGACGUUAAAGCAGAAAAACAAAAAGUUUUUAAUCUCAUUACUUCAUCUGCCGUUCAGGAACCACCUGUAGUUCUAGUACAGAACUUGAGAAAGGAGUAUCGACAGCAGGAUACAGGUUCAUGUAGUUGUUGUUCGAAACAAGAUGAAGAAGCUAGUCAAAUACAACGAAAAAUUGCUGUAAGAAAUCUUUCGUUAGCGGUUGAGCCAGGAGAAGUGUUCGGUUUGCUGGGCCACAAUGGUGCUGGAAAGACAACAACAAUGAAGAUUAUCAUAGCUGAAGAAGCGGCCACUCGAGGAAGAGUACAGAUCGGUGGUCAUAAUAUUAAUUCAAGUAUGACAGAAGCUUUCAAACAAAUGGGAUACUGUCCCCAACAUGAUGCUCAAUGGAAGAAUAUUACCGUUAGGGAACAUUUAGAAUCUUACGCUGCGAUUCGUGGUGUACCAUGGAGUGAUAUUGGCAGAAUCGUAGAUUUAUACCUCACCGGUUUGCAAAUUCAUGAACACGCCGAUAAACAAGCUCAUGAGUGUUCGGGUGGAACUAGAAGGAAACUUAGUUUUGCCAUGGCAAUGAUCGGAGGUCCAAAAGUUGUUCUAAUGGACGAACCUAGUGCAGGAAUGGAUCCUAGGUCAAAGAGGUUUUUAUGGGAUACAAUCCUUGCUAGUUUCCAGGGUGGUAGAGGAGCAAUUCUUACCACUCAUUCAAUGGAGGAAGCUGAUGCUCUUUGUUCUAGAGUGGGUAUAAUGGUAAAAGGAGAGUUAAGAUGUAUUGGUUCUACUCAACAUCUGAAGAAUUUAUACGGUGCAGGCUAUACCCUCGAAAUGAAACUUUUAGGCGGUGAUUGUACACCAACGACACCGUCCGGUGAUAGGAUUACGAUUCUGAAAGAAUUUGUUUCCAGUCUUUUCCCAGAUGCAACUCUCGAAGAAAGUUUUGCCGACAGAUUAGUUUUUGCUGUUCCCCAACAUGCAGUUACCUCGCUGGCCGAGUGUUUUACGCAGUUGGAGAAAGCCAAGCUCGAGCUGGAUAUCGAAGAGUAUAGCUUCAGUCAAACCACUUUGGAACAAGUUUUCCUUAAAUUUUCCCACUAUGACGAAUCUAACUCGGGAGAAUGAUGACUCAUACAAAUGAGUGUAUUUAUUCCCAUGUGUUGUAUAGUGAAAUACUCAUGGAACUGCUCAAGUUGUGCAAAAAGUGUAAAAAAUGUUAUUCUUAUUGGAAGAAGUGAUUUGUUCUUUAGUGUUCCCACAUACUAUUGAAAAUCACAAUGACAGAGACGAUUUCUGCAUUCUAAAAUAUCAAGAGUAUUCUAAUAAUGACAUAAAAGGACCUUAUAUUAUCUUUGGACGUACUGACUUUGAAGAUUACCAUAUAAAUCAUAUUUUGAUCUUCAACGAUUCUAUGAAUGAAAGAAAACGUAUCUUUACGGUAUACAUCGAUCGACCUAAUUGCUAAAAAAAGAAUUACAUAUUUUUUUUGUGCCGGUGUAUCGUAUUGUUACGUUCGUCAGAAUUAAACAGUGACUUCCUGGAGGUAAUGUCGUGAGAUAAAUGGACAUAUGUGUAAAAUUAAUUGAGCUGUAAAUAGUGGGAAACUGUGGACGAUUUAUUCAGUUGUCAACAAAAAAAGCAGUACUAAUACUAUUUAAACAGUAAUAUUCAUAAUUUUGAAAUUAUAUUGUAAUAUAGUCUAUUAUUCGAUUCCUACGAAUAUUACGAAUAGGUCUCACAAUUAAUAUUGCUGUGGAAUUGGAACGUUAUUAUCAUCAUUAUAAAUAUAAUAUUAAAUAUUGACAGGAAAGAGAACAAGGAUCCAAGGAUCAAUAUUAAAUUCUUUUUAAAUGGAGUGAAUUCAAUGAAUUACCUAUCUACAUUGAUAAACGUAGGAAGAAAACACCUGUAUAUUCAUUUUAGUGAUAUUUAUGAUUGCUCGCAAUUAUUUCGGGCACUGUUAAAAGGAUUGGCACCGUUGUCCAGAAAGAGUGCUAAUUAUAGCGAGAAAAGCUACGUAAUAUACAAUCGGGCGAUUUAAUUUGAGCGUAUAAAGUAGUGUGUAGUACGUAUUUAUAAAUACUUCUCAAGCUCGUUUAUGGUCUUUACCGAAGCCUUUUGAAUAACGAGAAAAAGAGAUGAUAGGUUGUUAAUCUUGCCUCGGUAGAAUGUGACGAUAAUAAUUUAAUAUGAAACUUCUGUGGCAGAAGCAACCGAAAUAUAAUGGAACAACUUGAAUUCAGUAAAAUACAUUAUAGGAAAUUUUUAAUAGUCCAUGAAUGAUUUAACAAUUUCUGUUAAAAAAAAUUUCAUUAUUAUAAAAUUAUUUAUAAAUAUCUCUUUAUAUAAUUUUCUGUUCCGCGUUAUAAUUUAAUUGUUUAUUUCCCAAUGGUUUUAGUUUUUCAAAAAAUACUUUAUUUUGCUGCAAAUGCAAAUAUUGAAUAAAUGAGAUAGUCUGAACAAAAUGAGUUGAUACUGAGAAAAGAGCGAAACCUAAAAAACAAGAAUUUUUUAUUGCAUUAUAUACAGCUACAUUAAAUUGAACUCUUAUUAGAUGUGAAUUUCAUAAGUAGAACUAAAAAGGGCUAGAUAUCUUGUUUUAUAUGAUCAGUUUUCAAGCAUAAUCAAGAGAGCCUGGUACGUGUCAAGAAUAAUUCAUUUGAAAGGUAAAAAAAGAAAAGCUUAAAAAAAAAUUAGUUGAAAUGUUAGGAAAAAAAAUAUGUGCUCUCAAGAUGUCCCAUCGGAGAACAAAUUUUUUUAGAUAUCUGUGUGCGUACACUCGAUCUUCCGUGAAUAAAAAAAACUUUAAAAUAUUGAACGGAAGUAACAGUAAGAAUACUGUUUGGAGGACUGAAUGAAAUGUUUUGCAGAUUAUAGUGCAUAGGUAGACAAAAAAUAAAAAUUUCACUGUGUAAGGGGGUAUUGAUUUUUGUAAAUAAAAUUCAGUGUAAGAAGGAUUCUUACAUCUAUAGGAAAUGUAAAAUGAAGAGGAAAAGUGCGUUGGGCGUACGCGCAUUUAUAGAGGGGUUGUGUACGCACAAUUCUUGUUCUAGCUAAUACUACAUCAAUAUACAAUUUAGUCAAUUAUGGAAUUAACUUGAAUGAAAGGAAAAACUGCAAAUAAUUUUAUGAACAUUAUAUAUAUAAAUAUAUAAAUACACGUAUAUUUAUAUAUUUAUAUAAAACAUAAUAUAUACAUAUAUGUAUGCCGUUUUUUAACAACACCGAUUAUGUUUUAAGUAUAUCACGAUUACGAGAUACGGGAAUAUUAUAAAACAUUCCUAAACACAAGUACUGUUGCUACAUUAAGAAAUAGAACAUAACUUGCAUUCACGCUAAGCGAUUUUUAUUUCUUUUUGUCUGUAGCCGUAUCUACAUUAUAUCUUCUCUGCUCAUAUUAAUCGCCACUUUUUGGCUUUUCCUGUUACGACUCGUUCAUAUUUGUCGAGCUUUUCACAUCGAUCGAUAUAUAUGUAUAUAUACAUAUAAUAAAUUAUAUAUAUAUAUAUAUUAAUGAUAUAUAUUUAUAUUUAUGUAAUUAAAGAGUUUGCAAUGAGAAUGUGACCAUUGAUCCUUAGAUUAUCUCAAAUUUUAUUAGACUAAUUCGCAAAUUAUUCGAUUUAAUCAUAAAUAAAACAUAAAAUAAAAGUACUUCUAAUUUAAAAUAAAAAGACUUCAAAUUUCUCUGUAAGAACAAUUUUAUUGUUACAAAUAGGUGAUAUCAUUAUUAAAACUAGAUUUCGAAGUUUCUUUCAAAUAUAGAAAUCAAUUAUUAUUAAUUAUUAUCAAGAAUUAAAUCAAAGAAUUAAUAUAAAAGUGUAGAAUUCAUAAUUUGCUUUUAGUGCAAACACUUAAAUUCAGUUAUAAGAUAUUGAUAUUAUAAUAAUAUCUUAUAUCAUUAAAUUAAUUUGAAGUUCUUCUUGAACUUUACUCGUCCCGAGUAACUUUUAUUGUUGCCAUAAAGAUUUCUCGUCUUUACAUUUAUUUGCAGCAUAGCUAAUGAAAUGUAUGUAGAGAGACAUCGCAAACAAUCACAAGCAUAGUCGAACUUGAUGCUUGUAAAUUAAACAUAAAAUUGAUCGUCAUUGAUUACAUAUGAUUUUUUAGAAAUAAUAUAUACAUAUAUUCGCAUCGAGACACUACAUGUAGGCCAUUGUUCGGCCGAAUUUCGUUUCAACGAAAGAGUGGAAACAAAAGAAGGAAAAAUUCUUGCACACACAUACAUACAGUGGCGUGCAAAAGCUUCCGGCCAGAUAGAUCUUUCACUUUAUAUCUCAAAAGCGGUAUUUUAAAAAAUUUUAAGUAAUAUUAUACAAUUAUAUAACAGUGUUUGUGUAUUAUUUAAAAUAUUAUUUAACAUACAUAUAUUACAAUAUUAUUUCAAAUUCUUGUAGAUAUCACCUUUCGAAUAUAAUGUUAGAAAUUUACCUAUUCCGACUGAAAUCUUUUGCACACCAAUGUAUUUACAUACACAACCAUACAUGCAUGCACGCACUCAUGCACUCACGCGCGCGACCGGUCAUCGGAUAAGGAUUUCGCGCUUUUUAAUAGAUGCACUCACACGCAAGACAUUAAGAGAGAAAGAGACUCAUAUAUAGGUACAAUUAUUAAAGAAAAAAAUAAUGCUAUUAUCAUGAGUAAAAGAAAAAAGAAAGAGAAGAAAACUACACGUCGAAUACACCCUGUCGAUGAACGGUUGACUUUGCGAAACUACAAUAUUUGUUGUGUAAAGUAAAUGUAAUCGAUUGGUUAAAUGGAAGCUUUUUCACAAAUAAAAAGAUGAUCAGUUAAACAUUUA
Messenger RNA from Bombus pyrosoma, 9606 nucleotides. Its product is annotated as cholesterol transporter ABCA5-like. Gene Ontology annotation, molecular function: ATP binding; ABC-type transporter activity; ATP hydrolysis activity. Gene Ontology annotation, cellular component: membrane; intracellular membrane-bounded organelle. Lineage: Eukaryota; Metazoa; Arthropoda; Insecta; Hymenoptera; Apidae. The record is from RefSeq and is a predicted model, not a curated record. Gene Ontology annotation, biological process: transmembrane transport; lipid transport. Bases 777 to 5933 code for a protein of 1718 amino acids. The transcript is spliced from 26 exons.